Exophiala spinifera is the source of this 1692-nucleotide messenger RNA. RefSeq lists its product as uncharacterized. The record is from RefSeq and is a predicted model, not a curated record. Gene Ontology annotation, molecular function: zinc ion binding. Lineage: Eukaryota; Fungi; Ascomycota; Eurotiomycetes; Chaetothyriales; Herpotrichiellaceae. Bases 1 to 1692 code for a protein of 563 amino acids. The transcript is spliced from 3 exons.
AUGCCCUCCAUCAGAGCUCUAUCCAGGCGCUUCACUACCGGCGACAUCGACAAUUCCGAUGAGCGACCCUUGACGCCACCUCCUCCAUAUGUAUCUGACGACGAGGAGAUAUGCCAUGCCAAGGACAGCAAGGAAAACCCCUCCGAUGGGUUAGAAAGAGAUCUUUCGUCUCUGGACAUCAAAUUUGACUCGAUACCCGAUCUUUCUCUCACAAACCCGGCCGCCUCCAGACGCGAUGACUCUGGUCCAUCCACGUCCAGUUCCGGUCUCUCCAAGAGGCAAAUGGCAAAGAACUACUUUCUCGAUUUCUGCUACUUCCCAAACGACUAUGAUCAACGUCUGGCCAAGUAUCCUGACACUCAGCUCAAGAAACAAGAAGCCGUGAAGACGAGGAUCUGCUACUCGUCCAUGUGUUCGAUAAUCAGCGGCACAGCCUUUGCCGUACCGUCACACGGCGCCUCGGCGGGCAUUUGCGUAUGGGCGGCUCGCAGGUGGUACGUCGCGGCGAAGAAGCUGAAAUUCAUCAAAGCCGAACUCGUCAAUCGUGGGAUCGAACUCAGACCGUUCCUCCAUCGAGACUGGAUCAUUCCUGCUUCCGUGGCUAUAACGUGUCUUGCAGUCGGCAUGGGGGUCGACUUUGGUCUUGCAGGGGCAGUCCCCCUUGGACAUGCGGAGCACACGCUCAGCGGCGGAGGACAGAUCCAGCCAGAUUCAGGGACAGCCACCCAAGGUCUGCAACAUGCUGGCAAUGUGACUGUGGCGCACGCCGCCGAUCCCGCCCUACAGACUGGUACAGGCAGCCACAUCCAGUCCGCACUCCAUCUACAACAUGGAGCUGAGCCUGCCGGUGCACUCGAAUGGCACCAGAGUCUGCACGAGAAGAUCCAAUCCGCGGCACAGAACUGGGGUUCAGGAUUCCGAGACCAGAUUGAAUCGUUGUUCGGAUCGACACAUCAUGCCAUAUCGUCUGGGUUCACUCCAGAUCAGACAUACGAAGGAGCCGCCGCAUGGAUAGCUGGCGCGGAGUCGGCUCAGCUGGUUGAGAAGCAGAUCAUGGCUUUACUCAGCAUGCAGGUCGUGCAGCAAGUGUGCGAGCGUCUAGACUACGAAAGCAUCCUGCCCAGAUACAACCACAACAUAAAGUGCAACAGUCUACCGUGGGCGACCGACAUAAUCUGUUCGCGAUGUGAGACGAAUGUUUCCAAGGGGAAGUUCUAUCACUGUCUUGAAUGCCGCAAGCCCAAGGACAAUCAGGCGUGCACGACCACUCCCACCACCCUCUGCAUCCGCUGCUACGAGUCGGGGCGUACCUGUCCCGGGGACGACACGCACAAUUUCUACGCCUUUCCUCGCGCCAAGUUCGCCUCGUACAGCCAGGACACGCCGUACCAGAAGCACCAGCCCAGGGGUCAAGCGCCGACCGGACAGGCGACGUGCUCUGAUUGCCACGCCAGGAUUGACAAGGGCGCAUUUUACCAUUGUUCGAAAUGCAAAGGCGGCACAUUCGACCUGUGCGACGAAUGCUUCGAACUGGGCGAACACUGCCUCGACAAUGGCCACGUGCUCGUCAAGUUCUACGCGUGGAAAUACAUCCGCCACGUCGACAAGACACGCAAGGCGCUUUGGAGGUGCGCGAACGAGCGCUGUGUAAGACCAGAUAGGAAGAAUGAAUUCUUCUUCAGUAAGUCGUGA